AAAAAUCAAAUCUUACAUGCGAGUGCUUCUUCUUCUCCUUCCCAAAUCAUUUUGACUUUCUUGUGGACUCGAUUUUCCUCCUUACUUUAACACCUCCAUUUCUGUAUCGAUCUGUCUGCUUUCUGUUUUUGUUCAAACUUUUGGAGAAGCCAAAACCAGAGAUUGCAGCAAUCUGUGUUUGAUGAUUCAGGAUCAUCUGGAAAACUGAGAUCCGAGUAGAGAAGAAUGUCGCCGUCGAAUACGGCGGCGGUGUCGGCGGGCAACGGAGGAGGAAAGAAUUACAUCGAGCACCAUGUCUCCAAGAUGGACACUCUCGCCGGCGUUGCUAUCAAAUACGGCGUCGAGGUUGCUGAUAUUAAGAGGAUGAAUGGGUUUGCUACGGAUCUUCAGAUGUUUGCUUUGAAGACCUUGAAAAUUCCUUUACCUGGAAGACACUCACCAUCUACUGCACAAGAAAGCAACGGUGAAAAGUUGUCAUCUGGUUGUGGACAGUCUAAUGUGCUGCCGCCUUUCCGAUCUGUAGGUUCAAGAGCUCCCCGAGAUAAGGUUACUACAGCAAUGAGCAGUUUGCAGAAAUACUAUGGUCUAAAACCUCCUAGUCGGAGGGCCUCGAGUGAAGGCAUGGAGAUGGCUGUUUAUAGAAGUAGAAGUUCUGAAGACUUUGAGGAUGGGUUGUUGUCAAAGGCCUCGCCGUUUUCUGAUUCUCAAAAUCACCAUAGCAUGACUAGACGGUUUUCUGUUGGUCAGUUGUCUGAGAAUGGUGCUUUGGGUGAUUACUUUGCAGACUCCAUGGAUGGGGAGGGUGAGAAAUCUGAUGAUAAGUCGGUCCGGAGGCGUCAGAAGGUGGAAGUUGAAAAUGGGAAUGUCACACCAGAGAGGAUGUUGAAAGGGGAAAACAGUGGUGGGAGGAGUGGUUUCUCAGCCUCAACAGGAAAGGGUUUAGCCAUGAGGCCGAAAUCAGCAAGCCGGGCAGUGCUGCAAUCCGAGUCGGAUGGAGGAUGGUUGAACUCUAUCCCGGUGGGACUGGGAGAGUCUAUCAUGACCACUGAUGAAGUGGCUGUUGUUCGCAAAUCAUCAAGCACCCCAAGCUUAAAAGAGGAAGAAAAUAACAGCUCAGCAUCAGUUUGGCCAACUUCAAGGUGGAGCUUGAAAACAGAUUUGCAAGCUCUUUCAAAUGCAGCAUCUAUCACCAGACCAAUCUUUGAUGGCUUACCGAAACCAAUAACUGGCCGCUGGAAAACUGCCCUUGAUUAAAGGAGCUCAUUUACUCUUUCAUACAAUCAGCUGCACAUUUGGUGGUAUUCAUACUUCAUAUAUAUAUAUAUAGCUGCAGUGCAAUUCAAACAGAAGAAAAAUACCUGAGAGAUUAUGAUAGAAGCAGAAUUAUACGGCAAUAAGAUUCGUCUUUCCAACUAUUGGGUUAACUGCGGUAUGUUAAUAACAUUCAAAGUCUGAAGCCGUACCUGCAACAGCUUAAGAAAAGCUGCAACAGAGCAGAUAAGUGACGGGAUUAUUUAUUUCAUAUACUAUUUUUUUGUUCUCAGUUAUGUGUUCUCAUGUAUCGAAAAUAGAAAUCCCCACUUGGACAGGGAGUUGAAAUUUAGGUUGGUGAUCGUAUGUGUUAUAUAAUUGGAUCAAGAAAGGUGAUGCUGUGCAUUACAAUACAAUUGUAUCAUUCCCUUGCUUAUUGGCAAUGUAGAUCGAUUUUUUAUUUAUGAAACAAUACUCUUCUAGUC
Fragaria vesca subsp. vesca is the source of this 1736-nucleotide messenger RNA. RefSeq lists its product as uncharacterized. Bases 226 to 1254 code for a protein of 342 amino acids. NCBI's taxonomy places the organism in Eukaryota, Viridiplantae, Streptophyta, Magnoliopsida, Rosales, Rosaceae. The transcript is spliced from 3 exons. The record is from RefSeq and is a predicted model, not a curated record.